Molecule: messenger RNA, 759 nt
Organism: Manduca sexta (tobacco hornworm)
Lineage: Eukaryota; Metazoa; Arthropoda; Insecta; Lepidoptera; Sphingidae
Gene: Fln
Product: flightin
Exons: 4
Coding region: 172-660 (162 amino acids)
Source: RefSeq, a predicted model, not a curated record
ACGUAUUGACAGAACAUCAUUGGCAACGCGUCUGGUGUCAGGUGGGGUCGAAGGGAGAUAAAUCGGGAGGCUGCUACCGCGAUCAGGGAACGUGCCUGCCUGCCAGUCGCAGACGAACGAUCAUCCGCUCCGCACGCUUCUCCAAUCUUAGUUAGAGUACCCCUUUGCGAGAUGUGGGAUGACGUAGAGGAAGAAACACCCGAGCAGCCCCAGGCUCCGGCUGAGGAAGCCGCCGCGCCCGCUGAGGGUGGUGAGGCCGCUCCUCCCGCGGAAGGCGCGCCAGCUGAAGGAGAAGCCAAGCCAGAAGAAGCCGAGCCCCCACCACCAGAAAACGCGUCCAACGAGCCAAGGAGGCUCGUAUUCAAACACUGGAUCAGGCCAAAGUUCCUGCAGUACAACUAUCUGUACGACUACCGGAAGAGUUACUAUGACGACCAGAUCAGUUACUUGGAUAAGCGAAACAAGGGUUUGCCGGUAGAGAUUCCGCGCGCGCAGACCUGGGCCGAGCGUGCGCUGCGCACCUACCUCGCCAACACGCCCGCCACCUACACCGCGAAGACUAACAACAAGGACAAAGUCCUCCUCCGCCACAUCUCCAUAGGCGCCAGGUUCCAGCGCUACCACACAAAGUCUCGCAUCUCGAGGAUUACGUUGGCGUGAUGGUGCUCGCCGCUCGAACAUUUCACCAUAGAUCGGAAGCCGUCCGCAUUCCUAUUUUAAUGUCUUAUUUGGGUAAGACAAUAAAUUCUAUUUAAGUUA